Messenger RNA from Dentiscutata erythropus, 128 nucleotides. NCBI's taxonomy places the organism in Eukaryota, Fungi, Glomeromycota, Glomeromycetes, Diversisporales, Gigasporaceae. The record is from the annotation of a GenBank genome assembly.
CCGCAGAGUUUCGUUUCAGACACCCAUCACAGUUCAGACUUGCGUGUGGAAUUACUUUACUCGAGCCACCUAGCCUUCAAUCGGCCGACGGCAAUUCCACCGCGCAACAAACCUUUGACUCCCAUUGA